Hydractinia symbiolongicarpus is the source of this 1113-nucleotide messenger RNA. RefSeq lists its product as uncharacterized. Gene Ontology annotation, cellular component: nucleus; nucleoplasm; chromosome. The coding region runs from base 190 to 1113 and encodes 307 amino acids. NCBI's taxonomy places the organism in Eukaryota, Metazoa, Cnidaria, Hydrozoa, Anthoathecata, Hydractiniidae. Gene Ontology annotation, biological process: telomere maintenance; double-strand break repair via homologous recombination. Gene Ontology annotation, molecular function: ATP binding; 3'-5' DNA helicase activity; four-way junction helicase activity. The record is from RefSeq and is a predicted model, not a curated record. The transcript is spliced from 2 exons.
CUUCUGAUAUGUGGCUGGCGCGAAAGAAGUAGCUCUGGGACUGGCCGGUCAAAAUACCCACCUAUAGUGGGUAUUUUUGAAAGAGCCGUUUGUCUUGCUUGUCCAGAUUUUACGGAAGGAAUAUAGGAAGGUAACUGAGCAUAAAAACAAGCAUAUGGCGAGUAAAAAUUUAGUUAGCUGGCUAACAAGAUGGAAAAUAUAAUACAACUUUUUUCCAAACUUCGACUUGCUCUAGAGAAAGGUUUUGACCCAAAUUUUGUGUUAAAGCCCAAACAAAUCAUUUGCUUUGAACAACUAAUUAAUGGAAACGAUACUCUUGCGGUUUUGCCUACUGGAUAUGGGAAAUCCAUUUUGUACCAGUUACUUCCUUUUGUAAUGCCUUUACAGAAGAAAAGAAACAUAGUGAUUGUUGUUAGCCCUCUCAACGCUAUCAUUGAGGAUCAACAAAAAAUUUUGAGCCAAAGAGGUGUAGAAGUUGCUACACUUACUUAUGAAAGGGAAGAAUGUACAGAAGAUCUUUUUGCACAUUUGAAUACGGAAGAUCCUGUCGAACCAAAUUUCAAAGUUUCACAUGAAAUAAAAAAUGGAGAUAUUGAUUUUUUAUUUGGACAUCCAGAAGCAUUUUUGUCACACACAGGAAGAAAUUUACUAAAAUCAAAAAUUUAUCAGGAUAAUGUUGUUGCAUGUGUAGUAGACGAGGCACAUUGUGUGGAAUUGUGGGGACUGGAAUUUAGAAAAAGCUUUCAAGAUUUGGUUGUCUUAAACACCAUCUUUCAAGAUCGCCCUAUGCUUGCAUUAACCGCAACUGCGGGAGAUAAAAUGAUUUCCAAAAUUAUAAAAGACUUAUCUCUACAGAACUGCAAAAUUGUAAAAGCCUCACCAAAUCGUAGAAAUGUGUUUCUAAGUGUAAAAAAACGACUUCCAAACAACUAUGGUGUAAAAAGUUAUGAACAAAUUCUAUUACCAAUAGCAACAGAAUUAAACGAAACAAGACAAGAUUACCCUAUCACAAUUAUAUAUAUGGGUUUAAAAUAUUGUGGAUAUGCAUAUAAACUUUUUGACAUGGUUAUUGAAAAUCCCUUCUGUGAAAACGAGAUAACUCCAAGAGCUUAA